Medicago truncatula (barrel medic) is the source of this 1144-nucleotide messenger RNA. Its product is annotated as auxin-responsive protein SAUR36. NCBI's taxonomy places the organism in Eukaryota, Viridiplantae, Streptophyta, Magnoliopsida, Fabales, Fabaceae. The record is from RefSeq and is a predicted model, not a curated record. The transcript has a single exon. Gene Ontology annotation, biological process: response to auxin. The coding region runs from base 531 to 983 and encodes 150 amino acids.
AAUUUUUAGAGAAUCUAAAAUAAAUGGCCCUUACUAUAGAUAGCCCCCGAAUCUCUUGCUCCACUUGACAAAUUGCAACAGCUAGAGAGAACCGUGAGUCGCUCGCUUUUAACCUCAUGUACUUUCCUCACUCAGCACAUGAAAAAUUCAACCUUUGUUUCAGCUCUUCAACAUUCAAACUUUGAACUUUUCAGUCCCAUAUUUCAUUCUCGUAAAAAUUCAAACACAACAUAGCCUACACAAGAAAACCUAGUAGCUAGAAGAGACAAGACAACCUCAAAUAUAUAAAUCUUGCGUAGCAACUUUGAAUUUCAUGGCUUUUAUUUUAUGGUUUUUCCAUGAAUCAAAUCUAGCUAGUUAAUUAUGUUGAUUUGAUUUGAAAAUCAUGUCAAACAUACCAACCUCACUAUCUGAUAUUUGCCUCACACAGUUUCGCCUUGCCAUGUCCAUAGCAAACCCAUGGCCCUUCUCAUGAAUCCCAUCGUACACUAGCAUACCAUCAUCUUCCUCUUCUACGCUCUCUCGAAAACAUGGCAAAGAUUCACGGAUUUAAGCUCGGGAAGCGCCUUGUCUGGGUUUCCAGAUUGGUGUUUAAAAGGACCCGGAUUCGAGGUGGAUAUCAUCGCUUUGAUUGUCCUGCUCAAUCUCCAGCAAUGAAGUUUAUCAAAUGGGGCCGUAAGAUAACGACGGGUGCCAUGAAGCUUUUUAACAGGUCGAGUUAUACUCGGUUAGGAUCCAGCCCGAAAUUCAGCGUGCCGAAGGGACAAAUGGUCGUGUAUGUGGGACAUAAAGAGGAAGAGAUAAAUAGGGUUAUGGUGCCAGUGAUAUACUUUAACCAUCCAUUGUUUAGUGAAUUGCUUAAAGACGUUGAAGAGGAGUAUGGAUUUAACCAUCAAGGUGGGAUUACGAUACCAUGUAGGUUUACGGAGUUUGAACGGAUCAAGACCUGGAUUGCAUCAGGUUCCAGAAAUUGGACCAGUUGAAAAUAUGUAACGUUGUUAUGAUAUGGUGAUCAUGUAGAUAAUAGAAGAUGAAGUUGUGUUUGAUGUUGUUGUGUGUGCACGCUUAUACAUGUUUGGAUUGAUUUAUUUGAGUUUAUCUAUUAGUAUAAUUAAACACUGUGAGAGAAUUUUUUGUUUGAUAA